AUUUACCCAAAUAUAAUAGAACUUGAGUAAAGCAAAAUUUAAAGAUUGAUAUUGUAAGUGGGAGCCAAAGCCAGAAGAAUCACAAGUCAGCAUCAAUGGCGUUUUCCCUCACUUCUCUCUCCAAAUCACUUUCCUCUCUCCUCCGUUCCCAACAUUCACUACCAAAUCUCCCCCAAAACCCACCAAAUUUCGCCCCGCCGGUUUCUCAAUCGGACCCCAAAUCAACAUCCAUUCGCCUUUCUUCCUGUUUUACCACACCGGCCGAUGAAACUAAUGCCAUAACAUGCCCAUCAUUAGCCUACGCCAAUACCCUUUUCUUCAAAUCGGGUCACUACAACGUCCAGGUGGUGGUGGCCGACAACGAACCGGAGGAUAAGCUGUUGGGCCGGUUCAGGAGAGCCGUGUUUAAAGCCGGUGUUAUACAGGAAUGCAAAAGGAGGAUGUUCUUUGAGAGCUCACAGGAAAAAAAGAAGCGUAAAGUAAGAGAAGCUUCUAAAAGGAACCGCAGAAGACGCCCGAAACCGAAGGAUUCGGCACAAUCUAGAGAGGAAACCAGUAAGAAGGAUGAGGAUGAAGAAGAUAAUUGGGAGCUUCCUGAAGGAGACUUGCCUUAUUAAACCAUAUUUCAUCUUAAAUUCUAUAUCAUUCAACCUAAUUUCAGGUUAUAAAUUCUUGAUUUUGGCUUAAUUGAAUUCUUUCCAGUUUUCAGGAUUUUCAUUUUAAUUUAUGUUAUUCCGAGUUUUCAUUUCCUUUUUAUGUAUAUAUCUAUGAUAAACUUGGGUACAGAUAUGAUUUUCAAAUAUAUGGAACUUAAAAGGUUAAUUUCAAUGAUCAAUUAUCCUAUUAUAGGUGAGUUGCGUCUAA
Messenger RNA from Gossypium arboreum, 864 nucleotides. Its product is annotated as 30S ribosomal protein S21, chloroplastic-like. The record is from RefSeq and is a predicted model, not a curated record. The coding region runs from base 96 to 617 and encodes 173 amino acids. Gene Ontology annotation, molecular function: structural constituent of ribosome. Gene Ontology annotation, biological process: translation. Gene Ontology annotation, cellular component: ribosome. The transcript is spliced from 2 exons. NCBI's taxonomy places the organism in Eukaryota, Viridiplantae, Streptophyta, Magnoliopsida, Malvales, Malvaceae.